AUGCUCGAUUCUUCCUUUUCAAGAGUUGAUUUGGUCAGCAAAGUGGCCAGCGUCUUCGAUCCGUUGGGUACAGCAUCGCCCUUUAUCGUCAAGGCUAAGAUCCGUUUGAGAAUUUUGGGUCUCAAAGGGCUCGGAAGGACGGAUUUAAUUACUGGUGACGACGAAAUUUGGUGGAGAAAAUGGUUUCUCUCUUUAGAGCAGCUCAACACGAUGAAAAUGCCACGAUGUCUGUUUCCCGAUCGAGCCCAGAUCUCCACGGUUGAUCUUCACGCCUUUGGAGACGCUUCGGAAGAAGCCUAUGCUGCCGUUAUCUACCUUCGCGUUGUCUACUCAGAUGGCAGGAUACUGGUACGUCAAGUCAAGGCAGCGAAUAAGAUCGCCCCGAAGAAAACUAUUUCAGUGCCCAAGCUGGAAUUGAAUGCUGCGUUACUAGCUGCUCGUCUUCUUCGAACGGUUCAUUCCAUCCUCGAGCCAAUGAUUCAACGGCGUUUUCUCUGGACGGAUAGCAGUACGGUCCGGAAUUGGAUCCGGGCGACCGCGGCUUACUACCAAGUCUUCGUGAGCAAUCGCGUCGGAGAAAUUCAGACCAUCACGGAGCCAGAAGAGUGGCGUUUUAUUCCAGGAGUAUUAAACCCAGCCAAUCUCGCCACCCGUUCAUCGAUUGAUGAACAGCCAAUUCCGUCCAUGUGGUUGGACGGACCGGAAUUCUUACUUCAAUCGGAAGAUAGCUGGCCAGUGGAUCUCCCAUGGAUGGCUGUAACUGAAGAAAUGCGCUCGUGCCGUUCAUAUUCUGCCGCCGUAAAGAAGGAUACUGGUCAUUGGAAGGAGAUUCAAAUAGGAUUCGGCGACAUUCCAGCCCUAUCCAAGCUGGACGAGAAAUAUCAAGAGCUGGUCAAGGCGUGUCAGUCGGAGGUGUACGAAAAGGAGUUGCAUCGUCUCAAGAAGGGCAAACCGCUCCAUUCUACUUCGAGUCUGUUGGCCUUGGCUCCUGUGUUCGGUCCAGAUGGCGUGUUACGGCUUGGAGGACGGGCUGGACGCGCAAAACUACCAUACGACCAGUUACAUCCACCUCUGCUUCCCGGGAGUCAUCCAUUCACCGAGAAAAUCAUCAUCGCCUUUCAUGAACAUCUUAAGCAUGUUGGUACGGACUUCCUGCUGUCUUAUAUUCGCCAGCAUUUUUGGAUAACGAGCGGGCGAGAAGCAAUAAAACGGAUCCGACGGAAUUGCGUUAUUUGUCGAAGAAACCGAGCGCAACCUGGCGAGCAGUUGAUGGGAGAUCUCCCCGAUUCGCGAUUGGACUCCGGUUCUCUUCCCUUUACACGGACCGCCGUCGAUUUGUUCGGCCCAUUUGAAGUCGGUCUCAUUCGGAAUCGCACGGCCAAACGAUGGGGCGUGCUAUUUACGUGUAUGGUCACCCGAGCAGUUUUUCUGGAGCUCGUCCCAUCUCUUUCGACGUCAGACUUUCUUCUAGCAUUGAGAAAGUUCAUUUCUUUGUAUCGAAAGCCGGAAGUCAUACAUUCCGACAAUGGAACCAACUUUGUCGGUGCUGAACGAGUGUUACGAGAAGCAGUGGAGAAAAUGUAUGCAGAUGAAGCUAUUCCAAAAUUCCUAAAAGAAGUCAACAUCAAAUGGACCUUCCAGCCAGCCCGGACCCCACAUUUUGGUGGCACGCACGAAUCGCUGGUCCGAUCCACCGAACGAGCCCUGUACAACGCCUUAGAGCAAGAAGGGGACAAAUUUCGUUACCCAACAGAAGACUUGUUCCGCACAUUGCUGUAUGAAGUAGCUGGACUUCUAAACACCCGGCCGUUGACCUACGCUAGCUCGGAUCCGGAGGAUUUUCGUCCGCUCACUCCGAACGAUUUCCUAAAUCGGCCGCCGACGUCAUAUCCGCCUGCUGGAUCCUUCGACGAUGCUUCGCCUCGAGAGCACUAUCGCUACCUGCAGCGGGUGCUAAAUUUGUUUUGGAGCAUGUGGAAAACUACGUAUUUGCAGUUGUUAGCUGCAAGAAAGAAGUGGAAGAUCAAGCGUCCAAAUCUGGAAGUGGGCGACGUCGUAUUGGAGAUCAACAAGAACUUCCGGCGUGGAGAGUGGAGUAUUGGACACGUCGCCAAGGUAUUCCCAGAUACAGAUGGAUGUGUUCGAGCUGUCGAUAUUCAACUUCCAACCGGAAUCUUUCGCCGAGGAAUAACUGAACUUUGCCUACUAGAAUCCAGCUCGUCCGUCCAACCGGACUCGGGGGAGAAUGAAUCGGCAAAAUCUGUAUUAUUACAAUCUGGCAACGUCUAA
Daphnia pulicaria is the source of this 2289-nucleotide messenger RNA. RefSeq lists its product as uncharacterized. Gene Ontology annotation, biological process: DNA integration. The transcript has a single exon. The record is from RefSeq and is a predicted model, not a curated record. Gene Ontology annotation, molecular function: nucleic acid binding. Lineage: Eukaryota; Metazoa; Arthropoda; Branchiopoda; Diplostraca; Daphniidae. Bases 1 to 2289 code for a protein of 762 amino acids.